Molecule: messenger RNA, 2355 nt
Organism: Acaromyces ingoldii
Lineage: Eukaryota; Fungi; Basidiomycota; Exobasidiomycetes; Exobasidiales; Cryptobasidiaceae
Exons: 2
Coding region: 87-2255 (722 amino acids)
Biological process (GO): spindle attachment to meiosis I kinetochore; attachment of mitotic spindle microtubules to kinetochore; kinetochore assembly
Cellular component (GO): kinetochore
Molecular function (GO): centromeric DNA binding
Source: RefSeq, a predicted model, not a curated record
UUUGUGUUUCUUUUCUCUCCAGCAAUAAGUUCACUCCGGUCCAGGACUUCCUGCGGUCCGCCAAGACGUGAGGAAGGGAAGCAGGCAUGUCGCGCCGUGCGCUCCGCAACUUCCACGAGCCCGGAUUGGGCAGUCGAACGGGUCUGCGAAUCAGCACGAGCGUGCGACCAGACGAUGUGCAGGCGUACUACGAGGCGGGCAAGCGCUUCAUGGAGCCGCCGGAACCGACGCCGCCAAGCCGACUCGGCACGCCCUCCUCGCUCUUGUACGAUUGCGACGAGGGCGACGAGGGCGACAAUGGCGAGAAUGAGCACAAUGGGCGCAUUCAGCCGCCGCUGACAUUUGAGCAGGCCAUGGAGCUCGAUGCGCAUCGGCCGCCGGUUGGUGAGCGGUCCUUUGUGGGCGUCUCUCUGAUGGACAUACAGACAAGCUCGUAUUUGUCGCCAAGAGCCGCGCUCGAUGCACAGAGAAGGUACCUGCAAGAAAAGCAGCAGCAGCAGCAGCUGGAGAUGCAGACGAGCCGCGACGCCAGGCCGCUAGGAGAGAUAGCGCUGAACGGGAACGGGGGCCAAGACAGGUUUGGAUUCGAGUCUUCGACGUACAUGUCGACUUCUUCCAGCUCGCCCGCUCGGAGGAAGGAGAAGCGGAGUGGGAGGACAAGCAGCCGGAGACUGACGGGAUGGGGAGCAGCAGACGAGCUGCCCAAGUCAAGCGGAUCGAGGCGAACGAGCUCGGUAGGAGCGAGGCAGUCUAUUUCUUGUAGCAAGACGAGGGACGUGACAGUUGCCGGACGAGAUUCUAAGAUAUUCAUCGAUGAGCAGCUGGAACAGCGGGGACAGUGGGACGAGGAGGUGGACAUGUCGAUCGAUGUGGCCGACGAAGAACAGGAUGCGAUCUAUGACUCUGUGGCGCCACAUGAUGAUGGAGACGAAUCCCCUUCACGCCUGGACUCACUGGCUGCAGAGAAUUACUAUCCUGACUUUGGAGGCGACGACGACGAUGGACAAGGCCAGGGCAUACCCGAGCUUAUGCGUAAAGGGAGCAAUGACCCGAGCGAGGAGCCCAACGACGACGCGGUGUCGAACAUCUUGGCAGCAAAACCUUUGGCGUCAGUGGCCAUUGAAGGGAACAGGGCAGGAAAGGCCGGGAAGAGCAUCCAAAGAAAGGGAAAGUCAGGCCGAUCGAAAGCUCCCAAGGAGACAGGGAGGCAGGGAAAGGCAAAGCAGAGGAUGGCAGACCUGCAGAGCAUCGAUGAAGAAGGUCCUGACGAAGAGGUGGCUCGUCGUCGAGAGAGGUCCGCCAGUGUCCAGCGCGUGGUCCACAAGGUGCCCCGCGGGCAAUCAGUCGAGACGAUGACGCCUGGUGACGGCGUCAGACGCAGCUCACGGUACCGAUACGCACCUCUGCAGUAUUGGCGGGGCGAGACGGCUAGGUUUGGACGGCCCUCGCUUCCGGGCCCUCCAAGACAAAAGAGCGCAAGCGUGUCCACGACGGGCGAAGAUGAGGAACACGUCGACGAGAAUACCUUUGAGGAUGCGCCGGGAGCUGCUCAGCCUCCUGUGCCCGUGCUCAAGGAGAUUGUCACUGUUCCACGAGCAGAGGGUGAGGGUACCUUCACGGGCAUGUGGCUCCCAUCGUCGACGUCAGUCAGAGGACACAAGCGAUCUGCCACUGUUCGCACGGGGACCGGAACGAGAUCGGCAAAGACAAAAAGGCAGCCCAAAGGCAAAGAAGCUGGAGAGGACAACGACUUGGACCCGAUGCAGCCGACGCAACAUCCCGAGGACAGGUGGGACGACGGCAUGCCUCGGAUGGGCAUCAUCUUCAACAGCGACACCCACGAAGAGGAAGAGGCUGAGAUCCUGUGUCCCUCGACACACUCGCGCCUUCGUCCGACAGCCAAUGCCUCAUUUGCCUUUUCAAAGACGUUUGCCAUUGACGGUCUUGCCGCCUUUGGAUACCUCGAGCUCGACGUGGGACAGACGAAGCCAACAAAACCAAGUCGGGACAACAACUACUGCUUCUUUGUCUUUGAGGGCGCCGUCAAGGCCCAGGUGCAUCGAUCCAACUUUCUCGUGGCGCCAAAUGGAAGCUUCUUUGUGCCCAAGGGCAACACCUACUCGAUUGAGAAUGUAAGCGAACGAAAGGCGAGGCUGUUCUUUAGCCAGGUCAGGCACCCAGAUGGCGACGAGGCCGCCAUGGUGGCCGAUGCAACAAUGGGAGCCUGUACGACGACUGCCGAUGUGUCUCGAUAACAAGGGAAUUGUUCGAAGCGUUCCUGAAGCCAUCAUUGAUUAACUUGCUUCGCUCGUCCUGCUUUGUUUGUCACCUUGUGCUGUACAGUACCAUCUGCUC